AUGACUCAAGCUAAUGAUAAGCAUGGAUCUUUGUCACGGCAUGGGCCAAGUCGAUUCUUCCAUUCACUCAAAGGCCAUCUUUCGCAUGAAUCUAGCUUUGACUCUUCUUCUAACUCGGAUAAUAAGAGUCAUAGGCAUACCCAUAACUUCUCUCUUUUUCAUUUGGGAAGUUCGGAUGAUAUUCCAAAAGACCACCCAAAACAUGAUAAGGUUAAAUCUGCUUCCUUGAUCGAACAUAAGAAAGUACAUGCUCAUUUUAACAUACCAGAUCCUUCUACGGGUAAAGAAAGUAAUGGCUUCUCGGAAGGUUCGGGUGUUCAUCGAAGUAGUUCCUCUCCUCAGAUUAACUUGAAAGGAACUGGUGUGGAAAAGUUGAGAAGAUCAAAUACUACGGCAGCUUCCCUACUGAUACAUAAGCCAAAGAUGGAAUAUAAUCCAUACGGUAUUUUACAUUCACCACAUAUCUUGGAUAUGAGUACUAUGUUUGGACAUGGAAAUAAGCCGGAAAGUCAACUUAUGUUGCCGUAUCCAACAGAGAAUCCGAAUGAUUAUCUUCCCAAAGAGUUGCAGGAGAAGUAUCAAAAUGUCGAGGAAAUAUACGACACUGCAGAAACAGCUCUAAUAGGAUCGGGAGGAGCAGCUCUUAUUAAGAAAUUGAAAUUAAAGGGAAAUCCAAAAGUAUUUGUGGCGUUAAAGAAGUUUUCACUUUUUAGGGAUGAGUCUGCUAAACAGUAUUACCGUCGUGUCGCACAAGAAUACAUCGUGAUGAAAAAUUUUAAACAUUUACACACGAUAUCGUGUUAUGAACUAUUGAAAUUACCAGUAUACAUGCAACGUUCAUGGGGAAUGACAAUGGCAUAUUUACCAUGUGAUCUAUUUUCCCAAAUAAGGAAACCUGCAUGGAGGUCAACAUCACUUAAUGAAAGGUUGUGCUAUUUCAAACAAAUUUGCUUUGGAUUGAAAUACCUGCAUGAAUGCGAUAUCGCACAUCUAGAUAUUAAACCAGACAAUAUUCUUGUGGCAGAAAAUGGAAUCCUUCGUAUCACUGAUUUGGGAUGCUGUGAAUGUGGUCAUGAAGAACCAGGAAACUUUAAAAGUGCGAUAAAGUUGAGAAAUAAACUUCUUGGAACUCCACCCUAUCAACCACCAGAAGUUUCUAAUUACAAGAGCAUUCAAAUAGAGAAAAGAAGGAAAUAUGAUCCUUUCAAGUUUGACUACUGGUCAUUGGGCAUUCUUCUUUUUGUUUUGAUUAAAGGACAACCCCCUUUUAAAGAGCCAAAGGCAACUGAUCUGGCUUAUUCCGAAUACAAAAAGAUCUAUAAACGUCUGAAAGAGGUUUACCCAGGAUUUAUAAAGAAUGAAAUGAAUCACUUUCCGACCACAUCACCAUUUGCGAUGGGUUUCGGAAGUCCAGCCGUUGCUCAAAUUGCAUGGAGAUUUUGUGACCCAGACCCAUCGACUAGAAUGACUCUUCCUCAACUAUUCCAUAAUGAAUAUUUUCAGAAGAUUCAAAUGUGUAUUGACGAGGCUAAUUAUGAAUGCAACUUUGUCCAUCAUAAAGCUGCAAAAUAUAUGUCUUUCAGCGCCAUGUAUGGAUCCAAUAUAGAACUUGUCGAGAAUUGCAGGGGAAGCCGGAGACUCACUAGCAGUUCAAUGGAGAGGCCAAUUAUUUUGAAUGAGCGACAUAGCUCGUCCGAGAAGCCGAAACAAUCAAAACAUCAUUAUACUUCGCUUCUUGAAGUGGGACUUAUGAGCCGGAAUAGAUCUGACAGUAAGAAUAGCAAUACAUCAACUCACAAUAAGGGCGAUGACAAAAAGGACCCAUCACUACACUAUAAGUCAAAUUUGAAUAAAGUGGAGGAAUCAGAACAUGAGGCUGAUACGGAUGAUGAUAAGCAACAUCGUGAUUCUAAAUGCAAUACAGAAGGCGGUGCUAAUAUAAAAAUUCAUACCUUAUUCAAGAAAGGUAAAGCAGCUUCCAAGAAUGAUGAUACAACAAUAUCUCACAACUCUGGCGAUCGGGUAAGUCAUUCACUUAUAGACAAGCCAUCGUUUAACUCACAUAGUGUUUCCGAAAACAUUGCAAGUGAAACGAAUAGUUAUAAAGAACAAAUAUCAGGAGCCGUCCCUAGUAAUAAUUCAUCUAGUUUUAGCCUCACGAAUACGAAAGAUUGGUCCAAGUAUGAGGAUGCAGUAACGGAAGAUGAUACCACAUAUACAUCAUCAAAUACGUCCAGUAUCAUAAAUAUGAAGGUUAGUACUACUAGUGGCAAAUUGAUUCCAAUCGAUAACAAGGAAACAGAAUCAUCUAAGAAGAGCGCAGAGUUAGUGGAUGAUGUUGACAACUUGCAGGAUAAUGAAUUGCAUCCAGCUGAUAUAUACAGUUUCAUCUAUCCUGAUGGCAGGGUUGUUUUGUACGAAUUUGAUGACGAGGAUUACAAAAAUGUCGCCACGGAGUACAUGGUGGUAAACUAUAAGGAUAUUAAGAAAAGUACCGAGUUUACAAUAAAGCCACAUUCUCAUUCCAUAUACUAA
Brettanomyces bruxellensis is the source of this 2535-nucleotide messenger RNA. RefSeq lists its product as uncharacterized. The transcript has a single exon. Lineage: Eukaryota; Fungi; Ascomycota; Pichiomycetes; Pichiales; Pichiaceae. Gene Ontology annotation, biological process: intracellular signal transduction; protein phosphorylation. Gene Ontology annotation, molecular function: protein serine/threonine kinase activity; ATP binding. The record is from RefSeq and is a predicted model, not a curated record. Gene Ontology annotation, cellular component: nucleus. The coding region runs from base 1 to 2535 and encodes 844 amino acids.